Molecule: messenger RNA, 3905 nt
Organism: Lycium barbarum (goji berry)
Lineage: Eukaryota; Viridiplantae; Streptophyta; Magnoliopsida; Solanales; Solanaceae
Product: LRR receptor-like serine/threonine-protein kinase RGI3
Exons: 3
Coding region: 436-3756 (1106 amino acids)
Biological process (GO): hormone-mediated signaling pathway; protein phosphorylation
Cellular component (GO): plasma membrane
Molecular function (GO): protein binding; protein kinase activity; ATP binding
Source: RefSeq, a predicted model, not a curated record
AACAUAACAACAACCUAGAGGUCACAUGUCAACCGAUAAGGAAGUUCAAGACACCAUGCAAAAAUAAUGUUUUUUAAGUUUUUGAAAGCCCCAUCUUUGGCAUUUUAAUAGAGAAAAAAAGUAAGAAAAAUAACAGUCAUCUCCCUCCCCACUCAAUUUCAUAAACAAAUCCUAAAAAACACAUCUAAAAUUUCCCCACUCUCUCUCACAUAAUGGCCUAGCUGUUCUUGGAUCCGGAGAUUCUGGCAACUUUUCCAUAAUUUUAUAUGUCACCUACAUAAAAUCCAUUAGUCUACAAGACAUGAUUUGGUUUCUCUCUCUUUGUCCCUCCUCCCUAGGCUUAAACCUCUACACCAAAACCAAGAACAACAAUAACAAGGCUUCUUUUCUGUGCCUAAUCUUGAAGUUUGUAGCAACAGCCACAUACUUGUUCUAAUGCCUGUUUAUCCAUGGACCCUUUUCUUCUUUUUCUCCUUUUUCUUUACUUCUUCCUUUGCCCUCAACCCACAAGGCCAAGCUCUUCUCUCUUGGAAAACAAGCCUAAAUGGAUCAUUAGAUGUGUUAAGUAAUUGGGAUCCUACUGAUGAAACUCCAUGUGGCUGGUUUGGUCUCACUUGCAACUUCAAUAAAGAAGUUGUUGAAUUGGAAUUGAAGUAUGUGGAUUUACUUGGGAUUGUUCCUACAAAUUUUAGCUCAUUGUUGUCCUUGAACAAACUUGUUUUGUCAGGGACAAAUCUUACUGGUACAAUUCCAAAAGAGAUUGGCUUGCUUCAGGGACUCAAGUUCUUGGACUUGAGUGACAAUGCAUUGACAGGUGAAAUCCCAAGUGAAAUUUUUCACUUGCCAAAGCUGGAACAACUUCAUAUCAAUUCCAACAGGCUAGUCGGAUCCAUCCCCAACGACAUUGGUGAACUCAAAAGCUUGAUGAGGUUGAUAUUCUAUGAUAAUCAGCUAAGUGGGGGGAUUCCAAGUAGUAUUGGAAAUUUGAAAAAGCUUGAGAUCAUUAGAGGAGGUGGAAACAAGAAUCUUGAAGGUUCACUCCCUCAAGAAAUUGGCAACUGUACUAAUUUGGUCAUGUUAGGCUUGGCAGAAACCAGCAUUUCAGGUUUUCUCCCUUCUUCCCUUGGCCAGCUGAAAAAACUCGAAACACUUGCCGUUUACACCUCCUUACUAUCCGGUCAAAUCCCACCGGAGCUCGGGGAUUGCUCCAAGCUCCAAAACAUCUAUCUUUACGAAAAUUCACUCACUGGUUCAAUCCCAGCUCGACUCGGAAACCUCAAAAACCUUCAAAACCUCCUUUUAUGGCAGAAUAAUUUAGUCGGAACGAUCCCUCCCGAGCUUGGAAACUGUCAACAACUACAAGUCAUUGACAUUUCAAUGAAUUCAUUAACCGGAAGCAUCCCCGAAUCAUUCGGGAGAUUGAAUUCAUUGCAAGAGUUACAACUGAGUGUGAACCAGAUUUCGGGUCGAAUCCCAUCACAAAUAGGUAACUGCACUGCUCUUACUCACAUUGAGCUAGACAACAAUGAGAUCACAGGUUCCAUACCAUCCGAAUUCGGAAACUUAUCGAAUUUAACUUUGCUAUUCUUGUGGCAAAAUCGCCUCGAAGGAGAAAUCCCUUCUUCAAUUUCCUAUUGCCAUAAUCUCGAAGCCGUUGACCUGUCACAAAAUACGUUGACUGGUCCAAUUCCUAAAGGUAUAUUCAACCUUCAGAAGCUCAACAAGCUACUCCUGUUAACUAACAAUCUCUCUGGUCCUAUUCCACCAGAGAUAGGGAACUGUUCUUCGCUUAUUCGAUUUCGGGCAAGCGAUAACAAGCUGACCGGGUCAGUACCGUUGGAAAUUGGGAAAUUGAAGAAUUUGAAUUUUCUCGACCUGGGAUCGAAUCACCUCACCGGAAUCAUUCCACCGGAGAUCUCUGGUUGCCGGAAUCUCACCUUUGUAGACUUGCAUUCCAACUCCAUUAACGGCAAUUUACCGGAGAAUUUGAAUCAACUUGGCAUCCUUCAGUUCAUUGAUGUUUCUGAUAAUUUAAUUGAAGGCACUUUGAAUCCGAGUCUCGGUUCGCUGAGUUCACUCACCAAACUUGUUCUAAGUAAGAACAGGUUAUCUGGUAAUAUCCCAAGUCAACUCGGUUCAUGUAUGAAGCUUCAGUUGGUUGACUUGAGUGGUAAUCAACUCUCUGGCGAGAUUCCGGCGAGUGUUGGUAAAAUUCCAGGUCUGGAAAUUGCACUGAAUCUCAGCUGGAAUCAACUUUCCGGUGAAAUUCCAGCAGAGUUCGCUGAUUUGGACAAGCUUGGAGUGCUAGAUCUUUCUCAUAAUAUGCUUUCAGGUGACCUCCAUUUUCUCGCAGAUCUACAAAAUCUCGUGGUUUUGAAUGUCUCGCACAACAAUUUAUCGGGCCACGUGCCUGACACGUCAUUCUUCGCGAAGCUCCCACUCAGUGUACUUGCUGGCAAUCCAGAGCUAUGCUUCUCAGGCAACCAGUGCUCGGCCGAUAAGGGCGGCGCUGUGAGGCGGAGCAAGGCGGCGAGGGUGGCGAUGGUGGUGUUGCUUUGCACUGCUUGUGCUCUCCUUCUGGCAGCUCUCUACAUCAUCUUCGGUGGCAAGAUACGGAACCGUAAGGCCCAUGAUUAUGAUCUAGAUGGCGAUAAUGACAUGGAACUGGGCCCACCUUGGGAGGUUACAGUGUACCAAAAACUCGACUUAUCGAUUGCUGACGUGGCAAAAUGUUUGAUAGUUAGUAAUGUUCUUGGCCGAGGUCGGUCCGGGGUCGUGUACAAGGUGAAUAUACCGUCAGGAUUGACAAUUGCUGUUAAAAGAUUUCGAGCAUCGGAGAAGCAUUCGAUGUCUGCAUUUUCGUCCGAGAUUGCCACGUUGGCACGAAUUCGACAUCGGAACAUUGUUAGGUUACUUGGUUGGGCAGCUAAUAGGAAGACUAAGUUGUUGUUUUACGAUUAUUUACCAAAUGGUACAUUAGGUGCAUUUUUACAUGAAAGCUGUGGAGGGUUAAUUGAGUGGGAAACUAGAUUCAAGAUUGCAUUAGGGGUGGCUGAGGGGUUAGCUUACUUGCACCACGACUGCGUCCCGCCUAUCCUCCACCGCGACGUGAAGGCUCAAAACAUUCUGUUAGGUGAUCGUUACGAGCCAUGUUUAGCUGAUUUUGGACUUGCUAGACUCAUGGAGGAGGACAAUGCUUCAAUUUCAGCAAAUCCCCAAUUUGCUGGAUCUUAUGGCUACUUUGCCCCAGAGUACGCUUGUAUGCUAAAGAUUACGGAGAAGAGCGAUGUUUUUAGCUUUGGAGUUGUGUUGCUAGAAAUCAUUACCGGGAAAAAGCCAGCCGACCCGUCCUUCCCUGAUGGCCAACAUGUUAUACAAUGGGUUCGUGACCACCUAAAGAGCAAGAAAGAUCCGGUUGAUGUGAUCGAUCCGAGGUUACAAGGACAUCCUGAUACACAAAUUCAAGAAAUGCUUCAAGCCCUUGGAAUAGCCUUGUUGUGUACUAGUAAUCGGGCUGAAGAUCGGCCAACAAUGAAGGAUGUGGUGGCAUUACUGAAGGAGAUUAUCCAUGAGCAUACAACAGGAAAUGAAGCUAAAAAGACAUCGAACAACUCAAAAAUGUCCGAUACUUCAUCGUAUUCCUACUCGUCUACGUCUGUGACUCCAGCCCAGUUGCUACGCCUACAAGGGUCGUUUAAUUGCUCUCUUACUCACUCAUCUUCCUCUGUUAGCUGUAACACCGGGGACCAACAAUAAAGUAGUGUUAGUCAUGAUAGAUCUGUUAUUCUUGUGAACUAGAUAGAAUUAGCAAUGUAAAGAAUGUAGAGUGAGCAUUCUGGUCAAUUUAAUUGUUAAGCAAAUGAAAUCCAUUGUAUAGCAAAGCCAAAAUUUUCUUUAUCCUCCUA